CAUCUUCACCAAGAAUCCUCUCCAACUUCUCAAGAAGUUUCUCAAAGUACAACAAGGCAUCUCCAAGCUCCUCUCCUCCAAGCUCCCCUUCAAGUCUUCUUCAAGCUCCUCAAGCUCACACCACUACAAAGGCUCCUUAGGCACUCAGCAAGCGAUUACAAGCAGUUCCUGAGAACGCCAUAUUUCCCUUCACUUCAUCUAGACUAGCUCUUGAGGACUUGGCCCUCACUCGGCCUGCGCUACAAUGUAGAUAGAAGACACUUCGCUGCAUCCAUUUAGGCGUGUCCCCCAGAGUGGCCGUGUUCCCGUUCCUUAGCAACGAUCUCUGCACGGCUUGCAUCUCGGGGUUGAUCUCCAAACAUCUUGUCCGUCGAUCCUGUUGUACGAGGAGCUCGACAUCGGCAUCCAGAAUUUGCAUUCACGGCGAAUCUAUUUUAAUACCAGGAGCUUUAGCUAAGCACUUGUAACUAGUAGUAGUACCUCCUUCCUCUCACAGCAAGUAGUAACUUACCUCCCUUCAGGGUCUGCAACGUAGUUGUUCCAAUGUCGUUCUUAGAAGCUCGUCAGGCGCUCGACAAGUCGCUCGCAUCGCCUGCGUGGACGGAUCGCGAUGCCGUUGCAGCUGCUGUCAGGCGGCAUCUGGCUACGGCUUGCGAGGAGCAAAAUGUCAGCACCACUCUCGGUGCCAGCGGUAACAUUCUCGGGAAUUCCAAUAAGGAGAACAUCCUCCCCGAAUCAAAAGACGGUGUUGACACCGAGACCACCAAGCCAGCGCGUUGCGCGCGGUUCUCCGAGAAGGUGGUCGAGGCGCGGACCAAGGAGUUACUUGGCGUGCUGGACAGCCUUCGCAGCGCGGGGGAGGCGGAUGUGGAGUCGCUGGCUCUGAACGCCGAGAGCAUCCGAGAGGACGGCGUCGACAGCGGCAACGACCGACAGUGGCGGCUGAAGGAGGAGGGCAGGGAGCACCGCGUGUUGUACCGCAAGGGGCCCGAGGGCACGCCGCUCCACGAGAUCUGCCUCGAAGGGAUCAUCAACGGCCCCCUUGACACGCUGCUGGCUGUGGUCUGGGAAGUCCCGUUCUUCAAGGACUGGUGGCCUCAGUUCAGCGUUCCGCCUUUCAAGGUGCUCGAGUCCAAGUUCGCCACGCGCAUCGCACCCGGGCUAGAGCUCACCUACCUGCACUUCAAGUCCCCCUGGCCCUUCUCCUCGCGCGAGCUGCUCUUCAUUGCCUUCAUGGUGCAAGACACGGCCACUGGGCUCUUUGUGGCGACUGUGCUCUCGCCGCCAGAGGACCCGUCUCAUCUGGACCCCGAGACGUCAGUCCUAGACGCAGCCAGCGUGCCACCCAUAGGGCCUGGUCUCGUGCGCAUGACAGUGGACGGCGGCUUUGCUGGCCAGGAUCUGGGAGGAGGCCGCAGCUACUUCCGCGGUGCAUGCAUGCUUGAUCUCAAGCUCGACCUCAUGCCCCCGUGGCUCAUCAACUUCGUGGCAAGGCAGCUUGCAGGCUCUGGUUACCACCUCCUCUGCCACGAGGUGGAAGCCAUAGUAAAAGCCAGCGGGACAAACGAGCAAGACAGGGUUAACCAUGACAAGACGAAGGGACGAGGAAAGUUCCAGCAGCUGCUAGCCUCGGACCCUAUCUAUGUGGGGUUGAGGGAAGCUAUGGUUGAGUAUACGAGGGGGAAGGCGGAGGAGGAGGAGAGGAGGAUGAGGGAAGGGAGUGUGGAGGAGGUGAGAUCGAUGAGAAGGUUGGGGGAGAAGGUGGAGGAGGAGGUGGAGCGGCUUGUGUCGUCUUUAUCUAAGAGGGAAAAUGUGCUGGGGCCGGAGGAAGCAGAGGCGGCUCUGCUACAGCUGGAGGCUGCAGCUGCCUCGGCUGUAGCGCUGACGAAGCCGGUGCUACAACCGGCUGUCGCAGUAGCUUCACUUGGUUCACAUGUUAGGGACAGGGUGGGAAGCAGGAGGGGGAUGGGAGGAGCAGCUGGUAUGGCAGACAGCGAAGCAUCUGCCGCUGCUGCCACAAUCGUGGCUGCUGUCUCUGCUGCUCACGCGCCUUCCUCCGGACCUCUGCCUUUGGCUCGGCAUGGAGGUCCGGGAGCCGGAGACGGCAUGGCGAGCCUGCUUCGGGAGUCGUCCUCUGUACGUUCGGGGCCGCUUCCAAGCAUCCGAACCAUCACUGGGAGCACCAGCAGUGGCAUAAAUAACAUCCGGGCAGGUGGAAUUCCAGAUAUGCUUAAUAACAGCUGCAGCGUCACCAGCAGCAGAAGCUCGUUCAGUUGCGGUGGCAGUGGCAGCAGCAGCAGCAGCCUGAGUAGCAGCGGUAACAGCAGUCCCAGCAGCUACCCUGGGUUGUACCACAGAGACCCUGCAAUUUUCCGGGCGGUUGCAACUCUGGAUAAGGCAAUUCUAUUUGUGCGUGCACGGGCAGCAGCAGGAGCGGCAGAAACGGCAGCAGCAGCUGUUACAGAUGCACAAGGCACUGGCAAGCAUGAGAAAUCUGUUGUGAAGACGACUGCUGGAACUAGGAAGGAGAGAGCAGUCUUCGUCUUGCUCUCAGAGCCACAUGCCUCAAAAUCUCAGGAUGGCCCCGAAAUGGCAGUGGACUCCAGUGACGUUAUUCCAGAGAUAGCCAGUGGGUGCGACAAAGUUGCAUCGGCGGAGUAUGUGGAGAACGCAAGCACUAAUAAGGUAGACGGGCGAAUGAAUGAAAGGGGAAAGAGGAUUUUUUUGCCGAGAAUCGGCAAGAGAUUCUUAUGGUUAAGGUUCUCUCACACUCGGAAGACAGUUCAAGUUGAGUAGCUUUUAUGUUCAAUAUGUCAUAUAGGUUUGAUGUGUUGUUUUGUUAAGAAAUUGGAUAGCAUACA
Molecule: messenger RNA, 2861 nt
Organism: Closterium sp. NIES-67
Lineage: Eukaryota; Viridiplantae; Streptophyta; Zygnematophyceae; Desmidiales; Closteriaceae
Source: the annotation of a GenBank genome assembly